Molecule: messenger RNA, 4850 nt
Organism: Coccinella septempunctata (seven-spotted ladybird)
Lineage: Eukaryota; Metazoa; Arthropoda; Insecta; Coleoptera; Coccinellidae
Gene: mahj
Product: protein mahjong
Exons: 23
Coding region: 243-4511 (1422 amino acids)
Biological process (GO): protein ubiquitination
Cellular component (GO): Cul4-RING E3 ubiquitin ligase complex; nucleus
Molecular function (GO): protein binding
Source: RefSeq, a predicted model, not a curated record
CAGAUGAUUGAUUACUUCAAAUCAAGUACUUUGACGUUUCAGCUUGUUUUGUAUAUUUGUGAAUUAAUAACGUAGAAAUAAUUCGUGGAAUAGAUUUACAUUUUUUGACAUUUUUUUAAUAAACUGUGAUUGAAUUUUAUAAUAGUUCAAGUUAAUUUCAUUCCACAUCUCAAUAUAUUCGCAAGCUUUUUAGGUUAAGAUCGAGCCUCAUUGCCCCCCAUGCGAUUAUUUUUAAAUAAAUAAUGGCUGAUACAGAAAAUCCACCAAAUCCUAUAAUGACCGAAGUUACUAAUCUAAUUAAACUUUGGGAAAGUGAAAAUAGUAGACCUAAUUAUGAUCCAUUGAAAACAAUCACAAGACUAGCAGAAAUUAUCGAAGUGGAGACGGAUAACUAUAUGAAAAUGGAUCCUGAUCCCUUUGAUGAGAGGCAUCCUUCAAGAAUAGAUCCGGAAUGUAAGCUUGGGCAAAUUUUGAAAGCUCUUUUCAAAAAGGAUAACUUCAUGAAUAAACUGGUCAAUGAUUAUAUGAGAGACACCUAUUACAGUAGGCUUGGGAUCACUAGAGAUGUAACUCCACUAAAUGUAGCAUCUUGUCGUCUCAUGUUAGAUAUAAUGCCAGGUCUCGAAACAUCUGUUGUAUUUGAACCAAAUGAACAGAGUCUAGUUUUGCGUCUAAUAAAAUGGACAACAUCAUCAGCUGAACCCCUUCAAAGCUAUGCUACAGGACUUUUAGCUGCAGCUUUAGAACUUCCUGAAGUAGCAAGACAUUAUAGGGAACACAACUCAAGGUUAACACCAAUUUGUAUACAAAGAUUACAGAAACUGCAAAUUGCCUCCAAAUUUACAUCUCCCAAAGUGCCCUCUUCUAACACCAGACCAUUUGCUCAUUUUUCCUCGGAUUCUUCUAGUACCUGUAAUAGCAAAGAGAAGAUCAAUGGAACACCAACUAUCAGAAAAGUAAGGCAAAAUGGUAAUACUAGAAAUAUCAGUUUUAAUGAUGAAGAAAACGAUUCCGAAGCCAAUGCCUCUAGAUCAGAAAAACGGAAAAAACCUAAACUGAAUGCAGAAUCACCUACUUCACAAAUUACAUCAGAAUCGCCUAGCAAACUUGGAUUGUUCUCUGAUGCAAGUAACUCAUCUUGGGCAGAAUUAGAGAGUUACAUGAUAGGAAGUGUUCAAAUGCAUCCUCUUACUCCUAUUACCCAACAGAUACUCAUUUUGAGAUUCUUAACACCCAUGGGAGAAUAUCAAGAGUUUUUGCCCUAUGUUUUCGAAAAUAAUGCGUUGGGUAUUGUCCUCAACUAUUUGAACAUAAGAGAAACUAAAGAGGCACGUUUGGCUUUCGAAGCACUUAAAUAUUUAGCAGCUCUGUUGUGUCACAAGAAGUUUUGUGUUGAAUUUAUAUUAAGCGGUGGAUUAGAAGUUAUCCUCGAUGUACCCAGACCAUCGAUAGCUGCAACAGGAGUGUCAAUUUGCAUUUAUUAUUUAGGUUAUUGCGAUGAAGCGAUGGAAAGAUUGUGUUUGCUUCCAAAACAUGUUAUUGUAAAUUUAGUCAAUUACUCUCUUUGGCUCUUGGAGUGUUCCCAUGAUUCAGGGAGAUGUCAUGCUAUAAUGUUCUUUGGACUUACUUUUAAAUUCAGAGCAAUUUUGGACGAAUUUGAUGCUCAGGAUGGUCUUCGAAAACUACACAAUGUGAUUUCAACUUUACCAAUUCUAUUACCUGAAGCAGAUACUGGUCAAUUGAAUGAAGACCAAGAAUGCUCUGCUAGACAAGUAGUUCGUCAUGUUUGUGUAGCAUACAGGAGGUAUCUUGAGGCUCACCUUUAUUCAAAGUAUGAAAUAAUAACAAGAUGUCAAAUAAGACCAAACUCUCAACCGGCCCUGUUGGGCCAACCUAGCUAUAAGGCAUGCAAACAAUCCCCAGAAGAAGUUCAACAGCAAAUCGAAACUCUGCUGCAGCAUAUGCCGUUCAGAGGUCACUGGGGACCUGUUGAUCAGUUACUCAAGUUGGGCUGCAUUAAUCUCCUCUUGAAAAUAAUUGCUUUUGCGUACGAAUGGAAUUAUAGUGGAAGAGCUGAAACUGUACGUUCUGCACUGGAUGUACUGGCAAUAGCCUGCGUACUUCCCAAAGUGCAAUUGCUGUUUUGUGAACGAGUUGAUUUACCAGAUGAUCAUGUGACUGUGGGUAUGAAUAUAAUUUUGGGAGCAGCCGAAGGUGAGAUUGUAGCAGAUGCAGAUGUUCAAAAAGCCGCAUUGAGGGUUAUAGUGAAUUGUGUAUGUGGUCCUGUGCAUAGAAUUGGUGGAAUGGCAAGGUUCACGAAUAAUCCACAUUCACCUAGUAAAAAAUUGAAGUUGAAAAGUUCAGAGGAUUUAAUCCAAAAAGUAUGGGACUGUGUUAGGUCUAACAGUGGAAUAAUGGUCUUACUGACUCUGAUGAAUGUGAAGACCCCCAUUACAGACGCAGACUCCAUAAGAACCCUCGCUUGCAAAGCGUUGGCUGGACUGGCUAGAUCGGAAACUGUGAAACAAAUUAUUUCCAAGUUACCCUUGAUAACUAGCGGACAACUUCAAACUUUGAUAAGGGAUCCUAUACUUCAAGAAAAACGGCAGGAGCAUGUUUAUUUUCAGAAGUAUGCAUUGGAAUUGUUAGAGAGGCUUUCUGGUAAUGCUAAACAAACUGGCAAGGAUUUGGAAAUAUCACUUGCUAAUAUACAUAGGGCUAAUGUAGUGGCACAAACAAAAAUACAGUUCAAUGAGGAUCAAUUGUUGCAAUUGAUACAUCAGCAUCUGGUAGCGAAAGGACUAUCGGAAACGGCGUCUCAUUUAGUGAAAGAGGCAAAUUUGAGUCAUGCCUUAGCAAGUUAUAUGCCUAAAUUCAAAUAUUCUUCUACAUUGACUCCAAACAGGAAUCGCAGUGCGUUUUCUUCACCAAGAAAUCUAGCACUAAACAUCAACGCUGAAAAUCCAUCCAAUUCCUCCACUCCUCAAAUCAAAAUCAUAAAGAAAAACCAAAGUAACGUUGUCAGUAGUCCUGUGCAAAUCUCACGAUUGGAGAAACCCAUUAGUAAUGAAAUCACGCCACAUAGAGGUUUGCUGGAGGAGCAUUUCCCUACACAAGAGGCACCAAGGGUCACUCUCACAUCAAUCAUUACGGAGUAUCUGACCAAUCAACAUGCUCUCUGCAAAAAUCCCAUGGCUACCUGUCCGCAAUUCAACCUCUUUGUUCCUCAUAAAUGCCCCGACCCAAAACCAAGAAUAGCUGCAGCAAACAAUAUGGUUUUGCGAUGUGCCCGAAGGGCGAUCGGCUAUAACUCGAGAACUAUGGACCGAAAAUUCAUCCACUCCAGGUUUUGUCCCAUACAAACUAUAAGAUCAGUGAGUGAGGAAGGAUUUUUCACAUCAGUUCGGUUUCUGCCAGGGGGUAAAAAUCUGCUAGUUGGUGAUUAUUACGGAGAAAUCCACAACUUCAAUCGUUAUUCUGGAAAUGUCAUAUCAUCAUUCAAUGCACACGAGAAUUACAUAGCCAACAUGGAACCGAGUAGAGACGGAAAAUUAUUGCUUACUAGUUCUAUAUACAAUACCUGGGGUAAACCAAUAUCAGCUCUGUGGCAGUUUGAAGGAUAUCAAUCAAAAUGGACUUUUGAUGAAGAAGAACACGUGGAGUUUAGCAAAGUUGUCCAAGAUAAAAUUUUAGGAACCAAAGGAGAAGUAGCAUCUUUAUAUGAUGUCAACACAGGUCAACUCGUUUCAAAAUUUAUUCCAACUGUCGGUAAUCAAUAUACAAAAAAUAAGGCGACGUUCAGCCAUCAGGACGAUCUCAUAUUAUCCGAUGGUGUUCUUUUCGAUGUGAAUUCGGGAAAACAGAUACACAAAUUGGACAAAUUGAACCAAAUGCAGAGUGGAGUAUUCCAUCCGAAUGGUUUAGAGAUUGUUUCAAAUAGUGAAGUUUGGGACAUGAGAACCUUCCAUCUAUUGAAAACUGUGCCUGCCCUGAACCAGUGCACUGUUAUCUUCUCAGGUUACAACAAUGUCAUUUAUGCUUCUGUUCUGGAACAAGAAUUGGACGAUGAAGAUCUCAAAUAUGAUACAAGCUUCAAAACCUUAGAUUCAAUUGACUAUUCCAGCAUAGCUACCAUCGAUGUGAAAAAGAACAUAUAUGAUUUGGCUAUAAAUCAUUUUGACAGUCAACUUGCAUUAGUUGAAAAUCAAGGAGUUUAUCAGACAGUGCAAGAAUCAGUUGUAAGAGUUUAUGAUGUUGGUCGCAGGAGAGAGGAUAUAGAUGAAGAGCAAGAUGAAGAUGAAGAAGAGGAGGACAUGGAUGCCAGCGAUGAAGAUGGUUCAGACAAUGGAGACUCUGUUCUUCAAGAAGUAGUGGACUUCAACAAUGACAACUCUAAUAAUGAUGAUGAUGAUGCAAAUGGCAGCGAGAGUGGAUCAGAAAGCUGGACUAGUCUUUCAUCGAACGAUUCUGAUAGUGAUGAUUCUAUGGUAGGAGAAGUGUUAUUGUUUUAAGAUGAAAGCCUUGAAAAUGAAAUUUUGUGAUAAAAUCUGUUUCAAGAUAACUACAAUAGGUUCAAAAUGAUUUUAUGUUUGUCAAUAAAUUGCUGCUGUGCAAUUUUGCCAUUGUAAUUUGGAAACAUAUUAAAGAUCAGGUACAAUAUCUGUAUGUAAUAUAUUCUAUCAAUGAAAAUCAUUGUAUCUUCAAAACUGUCAAGUUUUAUUGUUAUUUUAUGUCGAAUAAUGAAUUUCAAGAGCAAAUUAUCAACAAUUGCGAGUGCAGGGAAAUGUCGAAGAUUCUUUCAUAUUGUAAAACUGUAUAUAUAUGGAAUUAUAGAAACAGAGUUUUUUUUA